This is a messenger RNA of Nilaparvata lugens (brown planthopper), 1725 nucleotides long. RefSeq names its product craniofacial development protein 2-like. The coding region runs from base 1 to 1725 and encodes 574 amino acids. The record is from RefSeq and is a predicted model, not a curated record. NCBI's taxonomy places the organism in Eukaryota, Metazoa, Arthropoda, Insecta, Hemiptera, Delphacidae. Gene Ontology annotation, cellular component: nucleus. Gene Ontology annotation, biological process: chromatin remodeling. The transcript has 2 exons. Gene Ontology annotation, molecular function: catalytic activity.
AUGGCUAUGCUUGCAGCGAAAUUCAAUUCCGGAGUAAGCUCCUCAAUCGGAUCUCCGGGAGGAGCAGUUUCAAGUGUAACUGAGAGAUUGAAGUGCCAGAAUGAGAUCAGGAUUGGCACAUGGAAUGUAAAAACUAUGAGUCAGAGCGGUAAAAUUCACAAUGCGAUACAGGAGAUGACUCACAUGAAAUUAAGUGUGAUGGGAGUAUGUGAAAUGCGAUGGCCAGGCUCCGGUUCCCUAAAAAUCCAAGAUCAUCAAGUUUACUUCUCUGGAACAGACAAUGACAAGCAUGAACUGAGAGUAUGUUUCAUAAUGACAAAAGGAGUAGCGAAAUGUGUAGACAAUGUCAUCCCAGUCUCAUCAAGAUUGAUACUAGUACAACUAAAAGCGAAACCAGUGAACAUAAAUAUCAUUCAAGUGUAUGCACCAACAACUGAUGGAACGGAUGAAGAAGUCGAAGAGUUUUACAAUAGUAUAAAUGAAAUAAUGAGAAAACUCAAGAAGCAAGACUUGACAAUUGUCAUUGGCGACUUUAAUGCAAAACUUGGAUCAGGCAGAACAUCAAGUUCCGUGGGGCCUUUUGGGCUGGGAAAUCGAAAUGCUCGUGGAGAUAGUUUGGAAACUUUUGCUGAAUCGAACCAGUUAGUGGUGAUGAACACUUGGUUCAAGCUCCACCCAAGAAGGUUGUACACAUGGAAAUCUCCAAUGGAUAGACCAGGAAGAAUUGUGAGAAACCAGAUAGACUUUUUACUGGUUAAUAGAAGAUUUUGGAACAGUUGUUUAUCUGUCAAAACAUACCCAGGCGCAGAUAUACAAUCUGACCACACCCCUUUGGUUGGAAGGUUCAAAAUAAGAUUGAAGAAGGUUACAUCCCGGAAGGUAAAGAGCUAUGAUCUUAGAAAACUGAAAGAUCCUGCCAUACAGCAAGUGGUGAAGAAUGCCUUGAAUGAAAAUUUGAGAAGUGAUAUAAAUGUGGUGAGUAUAGAGGGAGGACUUGCUACCAUGCAGGAAGAAGUUAAGAUUAUAAAAGAUCAAUAUCUGGAAAAGGACUCAGGAAAACGGAAAUCAUGGAUGACUGAUGAAAUACUGGAACUCAUGGAACAGAGGAAGUGGCACAAGGACAAUCUCAUUGAAUACAGGAGAAUACAGAUUAUCAUUAGAAAGAAGAUAAGAGAAGCCAAGGAAAGGGAGAAGGUUGAGCAGUGUCAGGAGAUAGAGUUCCACCUAAGCAGAUAUGAUAGUUUUAAUGUCCAUCGCAAGGUGAGGGAGGUGGCUGGGAAGUUCCGGAAUGGUAAUAUUGGCCGAAUAGCAGAUGGGGAUGGUAUUUUGCUCAUAAGUAAGGAAGAUAAGAAGAAAGUUUGGGAGCAAUAUCUGCAAGAUUUAUUCCAUGACCUCAGAGUACAACAACCUGCCAUGGAAGACAGCACAGGACCCAAAAUUCUCUUGGAGGAGAUGAAGGGAGGAGCGGUGGGCGGCGGACCAAUGGGAGGAGUCGGGGGCGUGCCCGGCGGCCCGAUGGGUGGAGCGAUGGGCGCCGGCGGACCAAUGGCAGUGCAGCAGCUCGGAAUGGGCGGGCUGGGUCCACCAAUGGGAGGCCCGCCCACCCCCAACUCGGUCGAACAGAGUCCUAGGGGCACCAAACGAGGUGCUGGAGGUGUAAAGGUGAGAGUGUGGUCUGGGAUGUGUCAGUUAAAGGUGUAUCCUGGUGUAGGCUGGUUCUUGUAA